Molecule: messenger RNA, 1523 nt
Organism: Lingula anatina
Lineage: Eukaryota; Metazoa; Brachiopoda; Lingulata; Lingulida; Lingulidae
Product: putative thiopurine S-methyltransferase
Molecular function (GO): thiopurine S-methyltransferase activity
Source: RefSeq, a predicted model, not a curated record
AAAUGGCUUGACUCACUUGCAGUUAGACCUCUCGAUCAUUAAACAGAUGGUACAGGCUGUACUGAACAAAUUUGAAAAUGUUCAAAGGUCACAUUUUGUACAUCUACGUAUCUUGAAAAGCUACUUAUUUUUCCCCAAUUAGACCUUAGAAAUGAUGUCCAUAUGUUCUUUUGGAAAUUUUAAAGAAGUCAUAAUGGCCUAAAUGACUAUAUAUAACCAGUCAUUUACAACUUUUAAAAUAAUUUAAUUAAACAUACUAAUAAACAUAGAGGUCAAGGGUCAUGACACAUCAAGAAAUGAUUCAUGAGUAAUUGCCAUUUUUGGGGGAGGGGAGAUUCUUAAAAGAUUCUAAGAAAUCUUUGCGUGGAUACAAAAAUUUCAGUAGAUGUCAUGGCAGAUGCAAGCAGUGAGAGGUUGGAUGGUUGGAUUGGUGCAUGGGAAAGGAACAGUACGCGCUGGCACAUGCCAAAUGUGAACUGUUUUCUGGAGGAGUUCUUGGAUGUUUUGUUAGCAGGCAAAAAGGCAGCCAAGAUUUUGGUUCCACUGUGUGGCAAAACUAUUGAUAUGAAAUGGUUGGCAGACUUGGGCCACACAGUUAUUGGGGUGGAUGGAGCAGAAAAAGCCGCGACAGAAUUCUUCACAGAACAGAACAUUGCUUAUAAAGUGGAACCAUGUGAUGCCAUCCAGGGCACCCUCUGCUGCAGCAUGGACAACAAAAUACGAAUCUAUGUGGGAGAUUUCUUCAAGUUUAAUCAGGACUUCGAAGGACAGUUUGAUGCUAUAUGGGAUCGUGCUUCUCUUGUAGCCAUUGAUGAGAGUGACCGUCUGCAGUAUGUCAACAUACUAAAUUCAGUGUUGAAACCAGGGUGCCAUUGCUUGAUUGAGGCCAUGGAUUUUAUACCAAGUGAGAAAUCUGGUUCCCCACAUGCUAUCCCACUUGAAUGUGUCAGGGAACUGUUUGGAAAUGAUUACAAUGUUAAACUGUUGAAGUGUAUCAAUGGCCAAGAGGAUGGGUUUUACAGUUUAGCUCCUUUUGCCCCUCUCUUAUCAAGAUUUCACAUUAAUGCAAUUCUUGUUUCCAAGCUGUGAGACAAUCAAUGGGGAGUUUUAAUACAAGUCUGCCUAGGAGAGUGACUUUGCUGCCAAGAAAAAUGCCAUUCAUUCACAAUGCAACUUGAGAAUCUAUUUAGAUUGUAUAGUCUAUUUAGCUCAUUGAUAUCAGUGACCUUAAAAGUGACUGCAGGAAGAAGAUCCCUUUUUUAGUGUAGAGAACUUUUUCUAUAUACAUUAUUGCAACAGUAGCUUGAGCACUGAUGGCAGUGUAGCUGUUCUGAUCCUCUAGUUUCGUUCUUGUAAUCUACUUUAUACAGCAUACAUUUAACAGAUUGUGAUAAUAAUCAAAACUGCACUUGAGAGAAAGUAUUUUAAUAAUAUAUAAAAGGUCAUUAAAAGAUUACAUAAUAGUACGGGAAUGCAGUACCACAAGUAAGCAUGAUCAAUGUAAUAAAGUGGCCUUUGUGUUG